Molecule: messenger RNA, 5441 nt
Organism: Limulus polyphemus (Atlantic horseshoe crab)
Lineage: Eukaryota; Metazoa; Arthropoda; Merostomata; Xiphosura; Limulidae
Exons: 15
Coding region: 574-5040 (1488 amino acids)
Biological process (GO): activation of GTPase activity
Molecular function (GO): guanyl-nucleotide exchange factor activity
Source: RefSeq, a predicted model, not a curated record
UUUUAUCAAUAAAUAAUUAGCCACUUUUGUUUGUGUAUGAGUGUAUUGAUAUGUCACUACAGCCUUCACACAGGCAUCUCAACGUUUGUUUGGUUGUUCUGACUCAAUUUAUCGUCACUGUAUAGCGAUAAUAAGGCCUUCCCAUUUUGACUCAACGUUCCAACCGAAACACUAUGUGUAACACUGGUUAGGCUUGAAAGCAGCUUGGUCCAUAAAUCGAGUAUUAAGCACCAUCUUUGCUUUUCAAGUGACGAAACUAAAGCAAAAUCAAAACAAAGAAAAAAAACUGUUAGUGACUAAUAGGUUGCUGAACCCGUAACAGCAUUUAGGUGCUUUAAGUAUCAGCAUGGUGGAUUGUGCCUAUUCCUGGAAAAACGUAAUAUCCCUCGAGGUAAUAAAAUAUCACCUUAAAGUGCAUCCAAAGCGUCAAAAAUUUUUCCUUGACCUUUAUCUGACGAAAAAUAUAUAGACAUAAAUAUUCUAGUGAACCAGAUAAAGUUCGGGUAAGAUGUGAACCUGAUUUAAACAUUUUCACAGAACUCAAGUUGUGAGACAGAAACAAAUCUUGAAGCAAUGUCUAAUUGGAAACAAAGUUCUACAGCUAAUGGAAGCUAUACAUUAUCUAGAGAAAAUAACCAUUCAACACAUAAAGAUAUUAAGAGAAAAAGGUCUUUAGAACUGACUUUCGAUACUACAUCUGGUUUCGCAACAGAAAUUGGGAAGAUUAGUAGUCAAGAUGGUUCAAUCAAAUGGUCUCAUAUCAAGAAUAAGUUUGAACUAGGACAUGCUUCUUCAAAAUCAACAAAUUUUGGAGUCUUUAAAGAAGUGGAUAAUCUUUCUAUGAGCCAACCUCGUCGUGAAAGUUCAGAAAAUUCUUUGAGGGCCUCAGAAAAUCUCGAAAAGAGUUCUCAAAAUGGCAAUAAAAAAUUUGAAAGUUCUAACAUAACACUUAAUAAAAACUUUUACAAUAAAGAAACAUCUAAAAAGUUAAGCAAAACAGAUAACUGUAAUUUUCUUCAGUUAUUCGACAAACAAUUGUAUAAAGAUACUGCGUCAUAUAGUAACCAUGUCUAUCAUCCCACCGAGAUUCGAGGACCUGGCAGCAACUCGAUUUCAAGGUCAGAUAAUAAGAAGGAUUCUAAUAAAACAGCACAAGCUUCUUGUAAGCCAUUCAGUAAUUCUUCCACUACUAAUCAUUGUAAAUUGUACUCUUCCAGAAAAGUCUAUGAUAAUUUAAAAGCCAACAAAACUGCACAAAUUUUAUAUCCAAAUGUACGAAACUCCCUCGUCUGUAAUGAUAGAACUGAUAUUACUAGCAAUAAUAGGAUUCUUGAAACAGGUUUUUCAUCACUUACAGAAAGUACUGCUGGACAUGCCAAAACAGAGGUAAUAAAGAAUUCUAUAAACUAUUAUAAAAAAGACUAUUGGGAUAACUGUAGAAUAUCAAAAUUUUCCACCAUGCCUGUUUCACGAACAUUUAAUAUUUCAGAAAAAUCUAAAGUUUCCCAAUUAAAAGAAAAGUUUGACCAUCAAUCUGAGAAGUUUCAUAAUGAUAAAAAGACAGGCACUGAACUGAGCAAUAACACAGUUUUGAAACGAGAUAAAACAGCAUGUGGAAACCACAAAAACAGUACCAGACCAAAUUCAUCGCCAUUAUUUGAAAGAACUUCAAAACACUCUGAAAUAUCAACCAAUAAACACGUAUUUAGAUGUUCCGGAGAUCCAUGUGCACUUGAAACUGAUAAACAAUUAGCUACUAGUAUUCCGAAGCCUCAGACAUCAUUAGUGAAACAAUUCAUUAAAAUCUUUGAACAAUAUCUUGAUAUAUCUCCUGAAAGUUUAGAAAGAUCAAAACAAGAGUGUUCAGAUGUGCACAGUACAUCAGUAAAAUUCACAGAAGAGUAUGCUUUUCAAAAUUUUACGUGGAGUAGCAAACCAGAAAAUAGAAAUUUAAGAAAUUUUCAAAACUCCAAUGCAUCUGUAUGUGAUAAUUCUAAAAAUGAAAGAAUAAAUACACAACCCCCAAGCACUAGGAAGGAAAUGAAUUUUGAAAAAUGCCAAGAAAGACCUAGUAGACCAAAAAGCUUAACAGAAUCUAAUUCCUAUGUAAAAUCUCAAGUUGCAAAUUUUGAACAACUGACUAAAAAUCAACUGACAGUUCAAAAUAAAGAUGGAAAUUUGUCAAUAUAUUCUACUCUUAAAUUAGAUGAAGAUGAGAAGUUUAUACAAUACAGGUAUUCUACUGGCAAAUUGAAUGAAUACCUUCAUAAUCUUGGUUUAAAUAUAACAGGUAAACCUAGUAAUGAGAUAAAUACUUUUAAUGGACAAGAAAAUGGCCCAGAAAACAAGUCCGAGGACAGAGCAAAUGAAAUUUCAAAAAACCAAGACAAAAAAGAAAUCGUUGAAAUAAAACCAAAAAACCGACAAGUAAAGAGUUUUAUACAUAGGUGGCCUUUGUUGGACAGUAAUCAUCCCUAUAUAAAUACAAAGAAGCAGUUGAAAUCUGAUCUCAACUGCACGGAAGCAGUAAACAUUGAGAUGAUUCCCGAGGAGCAGUCGAUUGAAGAUUUGAGUGACAGUUAUUUUAAGAAUGAAGAAGAAAGUUUAAAAUCCUUGGAAAUCAGUUUAGAUUGUCUUUCAGGCUCACCUGGAUGUGAAGGACCAUACAAUGAGUUUUUUGAGUGCAAUAGUUUAGUCAGCACUGAAGAUGGUUUCUCUGAUGUCAGUGAUUCAGAAAGUUGUGAUUAUAGUAGUAACAAAGACACUUGGCUGAGAAGAAAAGAGAAAGCUUCUGUCAACAGUAAAAGGCCGUAUAGUAAUAUGAGAUUGGAGGUGAAAGUGGAAAACCAUGUGUACCAGAACACUUCAAUGAUGGACAUAGUACCAGUAGAUGAUGAUGAAGCAUUUAAAAAAACUGCUGAAUCAGAGCAUAUCUAUGAAUCUGUGUGUUUCAAAGAUUCAUCGAAUCAUGACCAGCCAGAUUCUUUUGACUCUGGAAUAUGCCUGGAAGAAAGUAAACUUCCAGCUUCUAUCAGGACUGGGCAAGUUCCCGAGUCUCAGCAUUAUCGGGUGGAGAACCAGAUUCUUAAGACAUCGGAUACCCAAUUGGUCAUGCCAUCUUGUACAGAGAUAAACCCAGAAGCAUCAAGUCUUGGAAAUGUGGUUAAUUCAAGUACUCAGAAAUCAAGUAGGAAACACUCACUCACAAAGAUGCUGUUUCAGAGGGCAAAAGGUCGUCUUUUUUCUUGGAAAGAGAAUUCUCUAACGAGGAAAGAAGGAUCUAGUUUUUAUAUACCAUAUACCUUAGAAUAUACGCAAGCAUCUCCUCAACAGAGAUCUUUACCACCUCUUCCUUGCGUCUCAACUCCUCCAGAUGUGACGUCUGCUCUUUGUUCUUCACCAAAGAGCAAAGCAUGUGAACAAAUGGACAGUGUAUCAGAAAAAAUCAUUGUCUUGCAAGCCAAUGCAAUAAAGACAGGACAAUCUCAAAUCCAAAAGCCGUAUUCAAGAGCUGAAAACUCUACAGUGAAGUCAUGUAUGGAAUCAGAAUCCCUCUUAGAGUCUGUCAUGUCAUCCAUAGAAUGGAAUCCAUACCUUAGGUUCUCAAUAGAUAACUCUAAGUUAUCUGAUUCAAGACAAAGUGGUAUACUUAUGAAUAACACAUGUGAUUCAUCUGCAUCUUUUGCUGCUACUGAUCCUAAGAGCUUAGAAGAUGGUGUGAUGGAUGAUAAUGGUUUCAAAGUGAGGAAGCAGUUAAAUACUUUGAACAUAUACAGUAAUCUUUGCAGCCUCACACCAAACACUAAGAUGUCAGACUUGAACUCUUGUGGGUCUCCUCCACAACCCAAAAUUUGCCUAAAACAGAUGUCAUUGGAGGGUAAAAGGACUUUGUGGGAAGAUAUUCCUGAGGUCAGGAACAGUGGUCUUCUUGAGACAAUGACAUCACAGCAGAUUCAACAACAAGAAGCAUUGUUUGAAAUCAUCACUUCAGAAGCUUCUUAUCUCAGAAGCUUAGAUAUCCUUGUGGAACAUUUUAUUAAUUGUCCAGAGCUCACAAACCAGUCCUCGGCCGACUGUAUUCUGGAACAAAUGGAAAUAGAAACGCUAUUUUCAGACAUCUUACCCAUCAGAAUAGUUAGUCAAAGAUUGCUGGCCGAGUUGGAAGCAAGGUUGAGUAAAAGUCUUCUUGUACCCAACAUCUGUGAUAUUUUGCACAACUAUGCAUUAAAUCAUUUCUCAAUAUAUAUCAAGUACUGCUCCAACAAAAUCUGUCAAGAAAUGAUGCUUUACUCAUUAAGGCAAAAUAAGCCAGAAUUUGAAAUGUUGUUACAAACGCUUGAGUCAAAUCCAGUUUGCCAGAACCUCAACAUGAAUUCAUUCCUUAUUUUGCCAAUGCAGCGAAUUACUCGUUUCCCGUUAUUAGUUAAAGCAGUAUGUGACAGACUUCCAACAGACUCUCCAGGCUUCAAAGUCUCCAAAUUGGCCCUAAAAGCUAUGAAUAAGGUCGUAAAAGACUGCAAUGAAGGGGCUAAAGUAAUGGAGAAGACAAUGGAAAUGUUAUGUUUAAGUCAUCAGUUAGAAUUCAAGAAUUGUAAUAGUUUUACACUGAUCUCAGCUUCUCGCUGGUUGGUAAAAAAAGGAGAAGUUAUCAGGUUGUUGCCAGAUGAAACCACAAAAUACACGUUUGGCCGUACAACUCGUUGUACUAGAGUUCCCAUUUAUUUGUUCCUGUUUACAGAUCUUCUUCUCUUGACCAAGAAGAAUAGUGAGAAAAACUACACUGUGAUAGAUUACUGCCCAAGAAAGUUUGUGCAAACAGUACUUCUAGAUCGGUCUCUAAAACCAAAUGUUCCGGCCCAUGUUGAAGACUGUAAGAAGGCGUUUCUGUUAAUAAUGUUAAAUAAUCAUAAAGGGAAAACAAAAGAAAUGAUCUUGAGCUGUUCGUCAAAAAGUGAACGUGCUUGUUGGGUGAAGACACUUAAUUCAGCCGCUUCAGAAAAUUCCUCUGAAAAUAUUUAUGAAUAUUUGGGGAAGCAUUAACGUGAUUUUGUACAGUGCAUUCUAAACUGUCAGUUCUUAACAGUUUUUUAUUAUUAUAAAAUAUGUAUAUUUAUUCACCCACUCACAUGUGAUAUAUUGAAUUUGUAAUUCUUUCUGUUAAUGUGAUAAUUGUUUUGGAAAGUAAAAGCUGAUAAGUUUUAAAGUGAUUGACAAUGCUACAUUAUAUAAAGACAUAUCUCAGGUCUCGUAUAAACAGGAAUCAUGAAAUUUUAUUGUGUAAAUAGGACUGUCAGUUUUAAAUUGCUAAUGAAUGAUAUAUCAAAUAUUUUGUUUCAACAUCUGCAAGUGGAAUAAUUUAUGACUAUAACUAAUAUUUUUUACUGUAAUUAUCACACUGUGUUAACUAAAAUAAAAGUAAAAUAAACACUGUAUUAACUGAA